UCCUUGGCAAUAUCACACGCUUCUGUUCAGGUUUUAACACUAUGUCACGUGAAUCAAAAUGGAGGCUCGGCCUACAGCCGAGUUGGUUCCAGAAACUGUAAGCGCUAGUAACUUGACGGUUGGCAGUAAAAAUUGUAAUUCUUAUCGUCUCGGUUUCCACGUCAACAACAGCAGUGACAAUCAUCACUUUCCUACGACGCUCGCUCAUGCUGAUAUUUUUGCUACUACUGCUGUUCUCUCCCUCCUCUAUUGUAUCAAAACAACAGGGUUUUUGUGAGUGGCCCGAGUUAAUACAACCACCACCACUCAAACCGCCGUCAUAGUCGGUCUGUCCGUCUAUCUCUUUAUAUAUGUAUGUAUGUGUGUGUGUGUAUGAAUGUACGUAUGUAUGUUUCUCGCAGUGCAACCCUCUUCUGCUACUGUAGCAUUUGCGUGCCGCCACUGUAGUACAACAACAAACACCCUUCCUUCCCGUCGGGUGGAAGAAGGAGGGUUUAAAAGGAGUUUUACUGUGUGCUGUAAAUAUCAUUGAUAUCGAACUAAUAAUAUCUUAUUAACCACCAGGAUGGGAGGUGGGAACGCCAAGCUGUCGGCCAUCACCUACGAGGAGGCCGUCAAGAGGGUGACUGAAGCUGAAAUGAAGCGUUUAAAAAAUGCUUUUAAGCGCACUUCAAACUUAAAUGGAUUAAUGACUGAAGGCCUAUUUAUUAGAGAAGUUCUCUGGGAAGGAGUUCCCCCCAAAUUUGCUCAGUUGAUAUAUCGAGCAUUUGGUGGCACUCCUAAAGGACUCUCUUUUAAAGAUUUACUAUGUGGUUUGGUGAUCUUAACACGGGGGAUGCGGGAAGAGAAAAUAAAAUUACUAUUUGGGAUGUAUGCUGAUGAAGCCUUCAGUUAUAUACAAAAAGAAGAAAUGGAUCGACGUAUUUUAGAAACUGAACAACAAGUUUCCCAGUCGCUUUCAGAACUUUUUAAAGAGUGUGACCAAGUGACCUAUGAACAAUUUAGUUCCUGGGUGAGUUUACAUCCUGAUGCCACUCUUUUAACCAAAUGGUUGUUGUCAGAACCUCUCAGUGUGACAUUAUCCAAUGACAUGGAAACACCAACAUUUUACCAAACUUUGGCUGGAGUUACACAUUUGGAAGAGACAGAUAUUAAUGAACUUGAAAAAUGCUAUUGGGACCUAAAGGAAAAAUCAAAAUCUGGUCGGUUUGACCAAGAGACAUUCAAGCAACUUAUUUGUCCACCUGUACCAGAUAUGUUAUGUGAAGGUCUGUUUCUUGCGUUUGAUGAGAACAGAGACAAUCAUAUUGAUUUCAAGGAAAUGGCUUGUGGCAUAUCAGCUUGCUGUCGAGGUCCAAAAACAGAGCAACAGAAAUUUUGUUUCAAAAUUUUUGAUACUAAUCAUGAAGGAAAACUUGAUAAAGAUGGUUUGAAAUCUAUGUUGGAAGCUCUUGUAUUGAUACGUAAAGAGAAUAACUCACCAGAAGAACUGGAAGAUGAUGUUUUCCAUCGAUUAGAUCCCGAAACAGUUGCUAUGGAAAUUCUUCUUUGUCAUGAUGGAGACCAGGAUGGUUGUAUCACCAUGGAAGAAUACUUGGUAUGGACUGUUAACAAUACACUUUCAGAAGACCUGCUCAAUCUCCUCAGUCAAAUAUGUCAUAUUGUAUUGGGAUUGCGACCCCUUACACGUGAAGAAGAAGGGAAGAUAGUCAGGGGUUGGUUAGAGAGAGAAUCAAGAAAAGCCUUAAAAGUUGGUCAGACAUGGUACCUUAUUAGUAUGGCAUGGUGGAAUUCAUGGAAUGAGUAUGUUACAUCAGAAGCUCCGCUCUCAUACAAUGAUAUUGAUUUUCCUAUAUCAAAUGAUAUAAAAUGGUCAAGUAUAGACUAUUUGGGCCGACAGAGAAUUGCUAAGAACAAUAAGAACUCUUUAAUUGCAAUGGAAGAUGAUUCAGUUGUAAUGGUGAAUGUAACAAAAGUUGAAAAUAGCUACACUAUGCAAUCAAUGACAUCUAGUCUUCUAGAUGAUCACUGUUCUCGGUCAGCUGUCAGUUUGUGUGGUAAUGCACGACAAGAAACUCUUAACCCACUUGACAUGUGCAGCAAUACAGUAAAUCGUAGUCCCAGUGCAUCUCCGAAGAUGCGAAAGAAAACUCAGGUAUAUCCAGCUCCCCAGAAGCCUGGAGCUAUUGACAAUAGUCCUCUUGUACAAAUAAAUACAUCAAAGGUAAUGACUUUAACAAUUGAAGGUGGUCGUCUAAAGAAAGAUGUACCAUUAGUGAGAUCUCGCGAUUUUGAAAUAGUUCCUGAACCAGUUUGGAGAGCUCUUUCUAGUUGGUAUGGAGGCAAUCCAGCUUUACCACGCACCGUAAUUACUUCAUCAAAAGGUAAUGCAUAUUCAGAAUUAGAGUUAUAUCCAAUAACCGUCCGCCUGUUUCGACAUCAAAAUAUACCCCAAAAGCCUGUCCAAACAACUUCAACUUUCACUGGAAUGAUGGCUGGAAUUAGUGGCAUGACAUUUAAUAUUGCCAACUUUUCAGCAAAUACACCCCGCCGAUAUUUAGCUUACACUGCAGCAUUUAGCCGACAUCAUACAUUGCAACAAAUCUAUGAAUUUCUAUGUGGAAGACUUCGAUUUAAUAAAGAAGAUAUUCGACUUUGGAAAUUUAAAGAUGAGCAUAACAUGACUCUUUUGGAGGAUGACUGUAUGACAUUAGAAGAUGCUGGGGUGGAAGAAAAUCAACAAAUUCUUAUUGAAGUUCGAAACAAAGAUCUCACAUGGCCUGAAGAGAUGUGUCAGCUUGCAAAACACAGAAAUUUUAGUAAAAAAGAUAAUGUACCCACAGAGCAAGGUGCAACAGGUUUAAAUAAUUUGGGAAAUACAUGUUUCAUGAAUGCUGCUGUCCAGUGUGUCUCAAACACUUGGCCCCUUACUCAAUAUUUUACUGGUGGCUUACAUCUGUAUGAGCUUAAUCGAAUGAAUCCAUUGGGUAUGAAAGGUCAUAUAGCUCAGCGAUAUGGUGAAUUAGUGAAAGAUCUCUGGAGCGGCUCAUCAAAAACUAUUGCCCCACUUAAACUCAGGUGGACGAUUGGUAAAUAUGCUCCUCGGUUUAAUGGAUUUCAACAACAAGAUUCUCAAGAGCUUCUCAGUUUCCUUUUAGAUGGAUUGCAUGAAGAUCUCAACCGGGUCCACGAGAAACCAUAUGUUGAAUUGAAAGACAGUAAUGGACGUCCUGAUGAAGAAGUAGCACAGGAAGCUUGGGAAAAUCAUAUACUUCGUAACCAGUCAAUUGUCGUUGAUUUAUUCCAUGGUCAAUUGAAAUCUCAAGUACGGUGUAAAGAAUGUGGUCAUGUCAGUGUCCGCUUUGACCCUUUCAACUAUUUGUCAUUACCUUUACCAAUGGACAGCUGUGUUCAUUUGGAAGUUAUUGUGAUAUGGUUAGAUGGUUCUGUUCCGGUAAAGUAUGGUCUCAGACUUAACAUGGAUGAAAAAUAUAAAACCUUAAAGAAAGAACUUAGUAAACUCACUGAUAUUGCUGCAAACCAAAUCCUUUUUGUAGAAAUAUUUGGCUCAAUUGUAAAGACGCUACCUCAAGAUAAUCAAAAAGUUCGAACUCUACUUGGAGGAAGUUUAUAUGCUUAUGAGUUACCUCCUCCUGCCUCAAAUAGUGACACUGAUAUUGGUUCAACAGAUUCAUCAAUUGCUAUUAUUACAGCUUCUGUCAGCACUACAACUAAUUCUACAGCAAUUCCAACAACAGCUGGUAAAGAAUGUAUUGGUUUAAGUGAAAUACAAAGGGGAUUAUCAACAAGAAGAAGUCCAUAUCACAAUGUAAACAAGAAUGGAUCAAAUUCUGGCUCACUUCCUCAAAACAAUAGUUGGGACCCCCCAUCUCAAAAUUCAGACUUUUCUUCUCAUUCCUGCCUGACUAAUGGUAAUUCUGGAAGCAGUAAUGGCCAUUCACGGAAUCCAAGUAAUGCCAGUUCUUGUAGUAGCUCACUAAGUGACAGUUUAACACGAUCUGUUGGUGAUGUUUUCAAAGGAUUUAUUAUUGCUGUUCAUAGGAAGAUGAUCCAUGUGGAUGACUAUUUCUUGUCAUCUCAAAAAGCCCAUCCAGAUCUGUUUGGUACACCUUUGAUUUUACCAUGUCAAGAAAGCACAUCUAAUCAGAAUCUUUACCAAUUUGUCUGGACUCAAGUGGCCCGCUUAGUGAGCCCGCUACCACCAUCAGAAGCUAAGAUUCCGAAUCAUGCACAAGACUGUGAUGACAGUCUUGGCUAUGAAUAUCCAUUUACACUUAAAGUGGUUCAGAAAGAUGGUUUUGCCUGUGCCUGGUGUCCUUGGUACAAGUUCUGCCGAGGCUGUGUAAUUGACUGUAAUACAAACGUAUUUAACUUUGGGAGCUCAUUUGUGGCUAUUGACUGGGAACCUACAGCUUUGCAUCUGCGAUACCAAACAAGCAAUGAGAAGUUUAUUCAAGAGCAUCGUAGUGUAGAGGAAAGUCGCAGACUACAAACAGAACCCAUUGAUCUUGACACGUGCCUUCAAGCAUUUACUAAAGAAGAAGAGCUUGGGGAAGAUGAACUCUACUGCUGCUCCAAAUGCAAUAAACACUGUUUAGCAUCAAAAAAGCUUGACAUUUGGCGAUUACCACCUAUUUUAAUUAUAAAUUUGAAACGCUUCCAGUGUUUAAAUGGGCGCUGGGUUAAAUCUCAUAAAAUUGUCAAGUUUCCUUUCAAAGACUUUGAUCCUAGUUCUUAUAUAGCACCUCGUGCCAGACAGUACAAGAAAAUAAGCACUGAUCAUAUAGAACUGACCAAUAUUAGUGAAGAAGACCAAUGCAAUCGUAAUGUAAUUAAAAAUGGAGUCACCAACCAUGAAAGUAGUAAUUUUGCUAAUGAAUCUAGUUCCCUUCCAACCAUUCCUACCAUUCAAAAAGAACCUGUUUCUAAUCAUGUAGAAAAUUGCAUACAGCCUUGCUCCAAUUCAGAUUCUGUUGAAAAUAGCAGUAGCUGCAAACGACAGCGGGUAAUGCACAGCAACAGCAAAGAAUCAAUGCAAGAACUGCACCAACCAUUGACUAAUGGUGAUUCAUUUUCAAAGUACAUUGAUGUUAAAGAAAUAGAAAACCAAUCAAAAGAAAAAAACUGCUCAGCUUUAAGUCCAGACUCUGACUGUGAUGACAACAAUGUUCGCUAUGAUCUUUAUGCUGUCUCAUGUCAUACUGGCAUUCUUGGUGGUGGACACUAUGUAGCAUUUGCCAAAAAUCCUAAUAAUCGAUGGUACUGUUACAAUGACAGUAGCUGCAAGGAAGUCUUUUGGGAGCAAGUUGAUGGAAAUUCUGCCUACAUUUUGUUUUAUGAACGUCAAGGUGUCAAAUUUAGUAAAUUUAUGCCUGAUGUAUCAGAAAAGGAGCCUGAUAUACAAGAAAUUGAUGAUGAAUUUGAAUCGGAAUAUCGCAAAAUGUGUGUAAUCCAGUGAUGAAGAUUGUUUAUUUAACAUGACAUCUUUACUCUACACUUGACCCCUUCAAUAUUGCUUUACUCUACACUAGGCCAUAUCUGCUAACAGUCUAUGCAGUAUACCAAAUGUUGAACCGGUGCUAGAGCUUUGGUGCCUAGCAUCUAAAGUAGCUUACCUUCUUCAAAAAGUAAACAAAGAACUGAACACUACUUACCCUACAAUGUUUGUCUCUAAUGUCCUGUGUAAGCCUUCUCAUUGUUUCUAGUAAUGGCCAGUAGUUCUGGACUUAAUGGAAACAGAAGAUAUUCUACAAUUUCAUUUUAUUUAUUUAAUUUUUGUUGUUUUUUUUUUAAACGUAUAUUAAUUUCUUUUUCUUUUACUCAUAGCAUUAAGGAGAGCACAGAGGGUGGAGUGAUUAUUUACCCUUUUGUUCUCUUGUUUCAGUUUGGUCAUCUACUAAUCUCUUCAGAGGGAUUAGCUUCUUUCUUAAAAAAGAAAAAGCGUAAAUAAACCAUUCUCUGUGCUCAUUUUUAUUAGCUCAUGUUUAAUACAGGAGUAUGUAAAGUUGCAAUAGAAAGAUACACCAAGUGCUAUGUGUGUUUACUCUCUUCUUUCACAAAACCUUUUUUUACAUUGUAAUUUAUUUGAUAUUAAAAAUUUGUUUCUAUUUAAAA
Molecule: messenger RNA, 6135 nt
Organism: Octopus sinensis (East Asian common octopus)
Lineage: Eukaryota; Metazoa; Mollusca; Cephalopoda; Octopoda; Octopodidae
Product: ubiquitin carboxyl-terminal hydrolase 32
Exons: 34
Coding region: 566-5479 (1637 amino acids)
Biological process (GO): protein deubiquitination
Cellular component (GO): Golgi apparatus
Molecular function (GO): calcium ion binding; cysteine-type deubiquitinase activity
Source: RefSeq, a predicted model, not a curated record